GUCCUUUUAUUAGUGGGUAAGUUAAGGAGGAGUUUGAAAAAAAAAUUAAGAGACACAAAAGCGUUACAAAGGCGAGAGCAUAUCUUCGGUAAAUCUUCAUGUACAGUGUCGGGCUGAGAGAUGUUCCUUCCGGUUCGUACAAGAAGCGCGAGUGGUUUAGCGGUAAAAUUCCAAGUUGCCAUCUUGGAGCCCCCGGUUCGACUCCGGGCUCGCGCAUUUUUUUUUGCUCCCCCAGUACACACUGGGCAGUGGAGUUAGACGUUGCAGCUUCUACUACCGGCUCAUCUUUGGGUGUUACAAUCAACAUCCUUCUAACAGCAACGCAUCUCUAUUGUGGACCAAUUCAAUUCAGAACCCAGUGUGAACAUCUGAAACCCAAAGUCAUGAAAUAUCACCAUUCAUCGUGACGGCCUUGUGCGUUUAUGCGUAAUUUGGUGAUCUGCACGAAAGAGACCUUAUUCGAAUCGUUGAAGCGUUCUUUGUGACAACUGACACAAAAGUCCAAUGGUUGAUGAAAUAUAUAAGGGCAUG
Williopsis jadinii is the source of this 531-nucleotide messenger RNA. RefSeq lists its product as uncharacterized. Bases 99 to 407 code for a protein of 102 amino acids. The record is from RefSeq and is a predicted model, not a curated record. NCBI's taxonomy places the organism in Eukaryota, Fungi, Ascomycota, Saccharomycetes, Phaffomycetales, Wickerhamomycetaceae. The transcript has a single exon.